Messenger RNA from Haplochromis burtoni (Burton's mouthbrooder), 3783 nucleotides. It is a transcript of the gene ppp6r2b, whose product is annotated as protein phosphatase 6, regulatory subunit 2b. The record is from RefSeq and is a predicted model, not a curated record. Gene Ontology annotation, molecular function: protein phosphatase regulator activity; protein phosphatase binding. The coding region runs from base 473 to 3262 and encodes 929 amino acids. NCBI's taxonomy places the organism in Eukaryota, Metazoa, Chordata, Actinopteri, Cichliformes, Cichlidae. The transcript has 26 exons. Gene Ontology annotation, cellular component: nucleus; cytosol.
AUAAAUAUGGACUUACUGGAUGUUUACACAGUUGAUGGACAGCCGAACUUUUUGAUUACGUUUAGGUUUUAGGUAGUCGCCAUUUUGAUUUCCAAACCUGACUAUUUUUAUGUAUUUUUUUCCCCAUUUGGUCCUUUGGACUCCUGAAUAAUAAUUUACACCGUGUCAACACAGCCCUCCCAGCAGCAGCAGAGCUAGCCGCUGAGUAACACGGCUGUGUAAAUGACAUUGCAGCCGGUGGAAAGGGUAGUAUCGUUAAGCUAACAGCGCAGCCCUGAAUAGGCUGCGAUGGGCCUCCGAGUGACCUGACAACCAAAGUCGCCGAGUUGCAGUUCAGCUUCCAGAUGUCCACAGAUUAAACAAUGGCUCAAAGGUUGCACAGUGUCUGUGAGGCAAAUGGCUCUUUAGCAAGAUCCAACUGAGUAUACUUCUCCUUGUCCAAAUCAGAGUGUAUGCUACGGUGACGUCAGUCAUGUUUUGGAAGUUUGAUUUACACACAUCUUCUCAUCUGGAGGCUUUACUGGACAAGGAGGAUGUCACUCUCGCUGAGCUCAUGGAUGAGGAGGAUGUGCUGCAGGAGUGCAAGGCCCAAAACAGGAGGCUUCUUGUGUUCUUGUGCCAAGACCAGAGCAUGCAGGAGCUGGUUCGACUGAUUACUACAGAGCCUCCUACUGGUGUAGAGGAGACAAAGCGCUUCAAGUAUCCAAAUAUAGCAUGUGAGCUGCUGACAAGUGAUGUGGGAGUGAUCAAUGAUAAGCUGGGUAAUGAGGAGCCACUCCUGGAAAGCCUGUAUGCCUUCCUGGAGCAGCCAUCCCCACUUAACCCCCUCCUGGCAUCCUUCUUUAGCAAAACUAUUGGGAACCUCAUCACACGAAAGACUGAACAGGUGAUUAGUUUCCUGCAGAAGAAGGAUGGAUUUCUUUCCUUGGUCCUGAAGCAUAUUGACACGUCAGCCAUGAUGGAUGUGCUCCUACGCCUUAUCAGCUGUGUGGAGCCACCGCCUCUACGACUGGAGACACUUACUUGGCUGAAUGAACAAAAACUGGCCCAGAGACUCAUAGAGCUCAUUCACCCUGAGAGGGAUGAAGAGAGGCAGUCAAAUGCAUCGCAGACUUUGUGUGAUAUCAUUCGUCUGAGCAGAGACCAGGCCAGCCAGCUCCAAGAGAUUUCACAGCCUGACCCACUGCUGACUGUGCUUGAAUCGCAGGAGUGCGUGGAGCAGUUAUUGCAGAAUAUGUUCUCAGGAGAGAGAACUGAGAGCUGUAUCGUCAACGGGAUUCAGGUUCUUCUGACCUUACUGGAGAUCAGGAGGCCUGUGGUGGAUGGUGUAAUGGAUGCUCAGGGAUUUGAGAGAAGCUACACUGUUAACAGCAGUAUUUUGUUGGCCAUCCAGCCACACUUGAUACACUUCCACCAGCUACUUCUGGAGCCACCCAAGCGAGAGCCUAUGCUGACGACUUUGGGUGUGCUGGAGGAACCGCUGGGGAACACGCGUCUGCACGUAGCCAGACUAGUGGCUUCUCUGCUUUAUACCAGCUCUGCUAGCCACGCAGUCGUAGCACAGGAACUCUGCAGACUCAAUACACUGAACCUCCUUCUGGACCUGUUCUUCAAGUACACCUGGAACAACUUUCUGCAUCUCCAAGUGGAGCUUUGUGUUGCUGCUAUCGUCCGGCCCUGUGCCCACGAAAUGAGACUUCAGCCUGGCUUGGUUACCCAGGAAAAAGUCAAGCCUCAUCCAGAUGCAGCACCAGAACAGGAGUUGAACGAGACCCCGACUUCUGAACUAUCAGACAGAUCUGAAAACUCUGCUCAUAACCUAAUGGUGACUCAUUUGUUUCAGCACUGCCACCUCGUCCAAAGGAUUCUAGAGGCUUGGGAAGGAAAUGAUAAAAUUCAGUCAGAUCGUGGUAUGCGACGAGGCUACAUGGGGCAUCUGACCAGGAUCGCCAACACAGUGGUGCACAAUCUGGAGAAAGGCCCGGUUCACACCCAGAUCAGUAGCCUCAUUGCAGAGCUGCCAGAGGACUACAGAGGGCGCUGGGAAACCUUUGUAGAUCAAACGCUGUCUGAGACCAACAGAAAGAACACCAUAGACCUGGUUGGCACUGGCAACCCUCGUCCUUCCUCAGAGGAUGAUAUGGAGAGCCCCUUCCCCAAAGAACUGACAAUACAGCAGGCCUUUUCAGACUACCAGAUCCAGCAGAUGACAGCUAACUUUGUGGAUCAGUUUGGCUUUAAUGAUGAGGAGUUCACUGAUCAUGAUGACAGCAUUGGGGCAACUUUUGAUCGGAUUGCAGAGAUUAAUAUCAAUAUUGAUGCUGGCCAUGACAGUGCUAACACAGCUGUAUUUGAGGCUUGUUCCAAAGAGAGGAUUCAGCCCUUUGAUGAUGAGGAGGAGGACAUCUGGGAGGAGAAGGAGAUUAACUAUGCAACACAAGCCAAGUCCCGGAACAGGUUUGGUGGGUCACAGUCCUCCCAAAGCCAAGCAACCAGUAAGACCUGUGACAUGACAGAAACUUGUGAGAGCUCCAGCAGAGCAGCAGACUCAGACUCUGACGAGGGAGAAGACCCUAAAUAUGAUCUGGACCCUUUUGCAAGUCCGGACCAGACCGAGGCAACAACGAGCACUGGAUGGGUAGCAGACUUUGGAGAAGUGAAUUCAAAGGCUCCUGCAGCAGGAGCGGGCUUCUCAGCCUGGGACGCUCCAGUGUCUCAGCCAGCUGCAACAGAGGCCGAGGAGAAGGGAUGGGCCAAGUUCACAGACUUUCAGCCUUUUUGCUGCAGCUCUGAAACAGGCCCGAGAUGCAGCUCACCUGUGGACUCAGAGCUCAGUGGAUCAGACAUCCCCAAACCAAACCAAAACCCGUGUGUGUGGAGUGUUUGCGUGGCAAGGAAAGCACCACUAGUGGCAUCAGACAGCUCCUCCUCCAGCAGCUCCGACAGCGAUGAGGAAGAAAGAAAGACAGAAUCCACAUCCAGUGAGACGGUCACCACAGAGACCAUCACCACAGGUGCUGGCAAGGAGACCAUCCGGCUCACCGUUGACGCCAAAAAUGAGAGGGCAGUCUUCAGCAGAGUAUUCAGACCUGCAGUCAGACGCGACGUGCCAGUGGAAGGGCUCGCUAACGAUAAAGAAAGUGGCAAAGGUGAAAAAGGAAAGCAACAUGGGAACAGUUCCAGCCCAGUUACUGCUGAUUCGGCUAACCAGGCAGCUGCUGUUACACAAGAGAUGCAGUCCCCCGCUAAUGGACCGGCCUAACGAAGUGUUGCAGGAACACACUUCAUACCUGAUCAUUCAACACACAGCCACGCCACCUUUGCUUCCUCUUAGCAGUCCAUCAAUACCCUCGUUUGUGUCUAAAAGACAUGUAAGUGAAUGGAAGAUCCUUAGUGCAGAGCUCGAGCAGUAUUUAUAAUGGAUACCAGAAAUCAACACAUGGGUACUAGUGAUGUCUCUAACGCGCCUUCAUGACAUCAUUAUAAAUGAACCGCUUCAAAAAGAAUUGUGUGUUUUAUAAAAACAUUUCAUUGUGCCAGGCACACCAAAGCCAAACUGUGUUACAUACGAACUUUUUCAAGAUGAAUUUCUUUCCCGUUAAACUUGGAAAUGUAAACACCUUUAUCUGUCGGGAUCUGUUGAUGUGCCAGCUGCACUUUUAAUGUUAAGAAAACACCCUAUUCUGAAAUUUGACAUUUUAUUAAAUUAAGCACCGGGAUUUCAGAUUAUUUGGGUCUGUCUGCUCUCCAGGUAUAAAUAUGGUCCAGUGGAUUUUUUUUCUU